AUGGGUGUAAAGUAUCCUGACCGGGAGGAGCCCAAGAAGCCGGAGAAAAGGAGCAAGGGCACUUCGGGCGAAGAUCCUGCCGCCAAGAAGAGGAAAGUUUCUUCUGCGGAUGCUGAUGCCUCAAAGGCUGACCCGAAGGUCUUGACUGCGAAGCUGCCCCGUCCGCCUCCGAAGGCGCCUUCGACUAAGAAAGGACCGGACAGUGUCGGGGAUGUGGUUGUCAAGCUUUACCCGUCACGAGGCGCUGGGCUUCGAAGUGUUAGUUUGCUUGAUUUGGACGACGAGGGUACCGCCAUCAAUCCUGUCUCAUCUAUGCCAGCGGCCAAUGUUGAGCCAACUCCGGCCCCGGCGAAAGAUGCUGCGAAGGCUACCGGCAUGGUUGCUGCGACCCCGAGCGCUCAGCCUUCGGGGGCUUUGGAGGGCGUUGAAACUGAAGGUGCUGGUCGCAUUGUUACUGAGGCCCCGAAGGACCCGGGACCGGAUGUUGAUCCUUAUCUUCCUUGGAUUUGUGAAGUAGAUGUUGCCACGAUGAUAGCGGAGCUGAGCCAUGAGAUCGAGUUUGGACCCACGAAGGUUCCUCUACCUUCGCAGGGGACUUCUUCGGCCGUUGAGAAGCGUCAACUGGAGAAGGAACUUUUUGAUGUUGAAGGUUUCAAGAAUGAGCUUGAAAGUUUUGGCACUGGGGAUCUUGGCCGUGUUGUCGCGGCGAUGAAUGCGAAGGCUUUUCUUGCUGGGAGGGUUCUUUUGAAAAGGGUGAAGAUGGAGUCUGACAAGGUGCUCGAAGGUUCUGCAGAGAGACUUCGUUUGGUUGAAGAAAAUGAGAGGAUGAAGAAGGAACUAUCAUUGCUUCAGGCUCUCGAUGACUCCCGAAAAAAACAGAAUGAAGAGUUGGAGGAGAGGGCACGACGCCAUGAUACAGUUGUUAAUGAAAUGCAGAAAGAUUUGGAUUCGAAGGAGGCCACCAUCGAGGGCCUGAGGCAAGAGAUUGUGCAAAGUGUUGAUAAGGCCAAGACGGCAGAGAGUCUCGCUGUUCAACUUUCGGGAGAUUGUGCUAAGAAGGAUAAGAUUAUUGAAAGGCUGGAAGAGGAGGCCCGGGAAAACACGCAAUUGCUUGCUGAAGCUACUAAUGAAAUUGUUGAGAAGAGCUCUGAAAUCUAUGAAGCUUACAAAGAUGCGCUCGCGACCUUCGGGGCGGAGCCCGAGCCCUUGGUAAGGUCCGAUGGUUUGGGCUUGAACGGGCUGCUUGACUGGAUGCUCAAAGAGUUCGCCGUCUUGGGGAAUAUCUUGACUGAUAUUUCGGACAACUCGGCGGUUAUCUCUUGUGAGAAUGCUUUCGCUUUGCUUGAACACGAAGGUUGUCAAGACCUGAGCAAAAUUGCUGCUCCUGGGUAUCAGUUGCCGAAAUCUUCGGAGCUGGAGACUUGUUCAAGCAGGAUUCAAGCGGUGAAGAAAUCUUUUCUACGAAAGUUCUGUCUGUCUGUUGGACGUCAGGCCUUGCGUGACAUAGCGUGCCAGCGCCUUGAGGAGUCCAAGGGAGCUCGCGAGGCCGCGAAGGGGGUCGUCGAUGAAGGUUUGGAGGCUGGAGAGAUUGCUGGGAUGUCUGGCCAAGCUGGCCAUGACGACGAAGAGGAGGGCAACGCGAAGGUCUAG
Panicum virgatum (switchgrass) is the source of this 1650-nucleotide messenger RNA. RefSeq lists its product as uncharacterized. The record is from RefSeq and is a predicted model, not a curated record. NCBI's taxonomy places the organism in Eukaryota, Viridiplantae, Streptophyta, Magnoliopsida, Poales, Poaceae. The transcript has 5 exons. Bases 1 to 1650 code for a protein of 549 amino acids.